AUGAAUCUUUCACUCGAUACAAUAUUAACAAAUGCACGUGAACUUGUUUCUCGUUUACGUCGUGACGAUGCCACAGCUGAUACAGCUGUCAGUCAAGCACAAUUUGUUCAAGAACGAAUUCUUAGUAUGAAACAGUAUGGUGAUGAUCUUGCAGAAUUAAAUGAUAUCAGUGCUCAUCGUCCAAAAACAGCUAUUCUUUAUAAUAUCCAAAAAGAAAAUCGACUUAUCAGACAAUUACAAAAAGAAAAUGAAGAAUUAAAACAAUUAGUUACUGAACAUCGAAGUGUAUUGGAAAAAAUUAUGUAUAAAUAUCGACAAGAUGUACAACGACUUAUUUUAAUGGAUAAAGAAGAAACAAAAGCUGUAAAUUUAUUUAAUGCUUCAUUAGCACAGGAUAUUCAAGAUAAAUCAUCAAAAAUUCAUGAAAUGGCUACAGUAAUGCGUCGUGCUAUUGAUAUUGAUGAUACGAAUAGUGCAUCACAAGAAGAACGUAUAAAUGCUUUAUUACUUGAAAAUCGUGGUUUAAAAGAAAUACUUGCUGUACAUGAAAAUAUUCAUCGAACCAAGCAAAUAUCAGAGGUUUGUACUUAG
Adineta steineri is the source of this 591-nucleotide messenger RNA. The record is from the annotation of a GenBank genome assembly. Lineage: Eukaryota; Metazoa; Rotifera; Eurotatoria; Adinetida; Adinetidae.